Molecule: messenger RNA, 697 nt
Organism: Macaca mulatta (Rhesus monkey)
Lineage: Eukaryota; Metazoa; Chordata; Mammalia; Primates; Cercopithecidae
Product: immunoglobulin kappa variable 1D-13
Source: RefSeq, a predicted model, not a curated record
UGGUCACACUUCAUGUAAAAGUCAGAACCACUCAGGACACAGCAUGGACACGACGGUCCCCGCUUAUCUCCUGGGGCUCCUUCUGCUCUGGCUCCCAGGUGCCAGAUGUGACAUCCAGAUGACCCAGUCUCCAUCUUCCCUGUCUGCAUCUGUAGGAGACAGAGUCACCAUCACUUGCAGGGCAAGUCAGGGCAUUAGCAAUUAUUUAAAUUGGUAUCAGCAGGAACCAGGAAAAGCUCCUAAGCUCCUGAUCUAUGCUGCAUCCAGUUUGGAAAGUGGGGUCCCAUCAAGGUUCAGCGGCAGUGGAUCUGGGACAGAAUUCACUCUCACCAUCAGCAGCCUGCAGCCUGAAGAUUUUGCAACUUAUUAUUGUCAACCGUUUAAAAAUUACCUUUCCACAGUGUUUCAAACCCGAACAAAAACCCCCAGGGAAGCAGAUGUAGAGGCUGGGCUGCCCCAGCUGUUCCUCCUGAUGCCUCCAUGGGCUGAGAGUGCUCCUCAGAUGCAGCCACACUCUGAUGGUGUCGGUAGAGGGGGACAUGAAGUCACCUCUGCACCCGAAUUCUUUUCUCUUUCUCAGCCCCAACUGCACAGACAUAGCAAUGCCUCUCCUGAUUUACUAAAGACAGAGAUCAUGACACCUGAGGAGUCUAGUUUAUGGCUUCAGUUGGACAUUAUAUAACACAGAAGAAGCCAC